GUUAAUUUUAAAACGGGUUGACAAAUUGAAAAAUGAAAAAUUCCGACCAGCUUCCGGCCAACGGAGGCUCUCAAUUCCGAUCAGUCCCAAAACGCUUCAUCUUCCUCAUCCUAUUCUUAUCCGUCACUUACAUUGCUUACAUUCUCAAAGUCCUCUACUCCGGCGAGCCCUGCCCCGACGGCGACGAACCCAUCACAGUCAACAACCAAAAAAUCACUGUCCCUUCAAUUUCAUCAGAACCCUUUAUAAGAAAUCAAACGAUCCCCAAUUUCCCACAAAAACCCCAUUCCCAAACGGAAAUCCAAGACAUAGUGUUCGGAAUCGCCGCAUCGGCAAAGCUAUGGCAGAGCAGAAAAGAGUAUAUAAAGCUCUGGUUCGACCCCACAAAAAUGAGGGCGGUGGUCUGGCUGGAUGAGCCGGUGGCGACGAAGGCAGAGGAGGCAGAGCUCAUCCCGCCGGUGGUGGUGUCGGAAGACACAGAAAGAUUCGCAUACCGGAAUAAACAGGGGGAGCGGUCGGCGAUAAGGAUAUCGAGGAUAGUGGCGGAGACGGUGCGUUUAGGGGCGGAGAAUGUGAGGUGGGUGGUGAUGGGGGACGACGACACGGUGUUUGUGGCGGAGAAUCUGGUGAGAGUGCUAAGGAAAUACGAUCAUAAUGGGUUUUAUUACAUCGGAAGCUCAUCGGAGAGCCAUUUACAGAACAUGAAAUUUUCGUACGGAAUGGCGUAUGGCGGCGGAGGAUUCGCAAUUAGUUAUCCAUUAGCGAAGGAAAUCGAGAAAAUGCAGGAUGGGUGUUUAGAGAGAUACCCGGAGCUUUAUGGCUCCGAUGAUCGGAUUCAGGCGUGUAUGGCGGAGCUCGGCGUUCCACUCACAAAGGAACUCGGAUUUCAUCAGUACGACAUUUACGGCAGCCUAUUCGGGCUCCUCGCAGCGCACCCAGUGACGCCGUUGGUAUCCCUGCACCAUCUCGACAUCGUCGAGCCCAUCUUCCCGGCGGUUACAAGGCUGGAAGCUCUCCGGCGACUCUUGGUCCCGAUGCGGCUGGACUCUGCAGCCCUAAUGCAGCAAUCGAUCUGCUACGACAGAGCCAGGGGGUGGACCGUGUCCGUCUCGUGGGGCUUUGCAGUCCAAAUUUCCCGGGGGAUUUUUCCGGCGCGGGAGAUUGAGCUGCCUAUGAGAACGUUCUUGAAUUGGUACCGGAGAGCGGAUUACAGUGCGUAUGCGUUCAACAGCCGGCCGGUUGUCAGAAAUCCGUGUCAGAAGCCGUUCAUCUUCUACUUUUCCGAUGCCGAUUUCAACUCCUCUGCAGGGGUUACUGUGACGGAGUAUUUGACCGAGCGUUCGCCGCAUCCGUUUUGCAAAUGGAACAUGGCCGAUCCCGGUGAGCUUCACAUGGUCGUGGUGGUUAAGAAACACGACCCCACAAUUUGGGAACAGGCACCAAGAAGGAAGUGUUGCAGAGUGAUGGGUAUGGAGAAGGAAGGAGUGUUGGGUGUUGAUGUGGGUACCUGCAGGGAAGGGGAGAUCAGUAACUGAUUUAAUUCAUUUCCUUAUUAUUUUAAAUACAAUUCAUAUCUCUUAUCAACCCCUUCAAACACGAUAUCGUUUAUCAUAG
This is a messenger RNA of Cucurbita maxima (winter squash), 1614 nucleotides long. RefSeq lists its product as uncharacterized. Gene Ontology annotation, molecular function: acetylglucosaminyltransferase activity. NCBI's taxonomy places the organism in Eukaryota, Viridiplantae, Streptophyta, Magnoliopsida, Cucurbitales, Cucurbitaceae. The transcript has 2 exons. The coding region runs from base 33 to 1535 and encodes 500 amino acids. The record is from RefSeq and is a predicted model, not a curated record.